This is a messenger RNA of Pteronotus mesoamericanus, 3690 nucleotides long. It is a transcript of the gene ADAMTS14, whose product is annotated as ADAM metallopeptidase with thrombospondin type 1 motif 14. NCBI's taxonomy places the organism in Eukaryota, Metazoa, Chordata, Mammalia, Chiroptera, Mormoopidae. The transcript has 22 exons. Gene Ontology annotation, molecular function: metalloendopeptidase activity. The record is from RefSeq and is a predicted model, not a curated record. Bases 1 to 3690 code for a protein of 1229 amino acids. Gene Ontology annotation, cellular component: extracellular matrix. Gene Ontology annotation, biological process: proteolysis; extracellular matrix organization.
AUGGCUCGGCUCCGCGCGCUGCUGUCCUGCCUGCUGCCCCUGCACUGCGCGCUGUGCGCCGCCGAGGGCAGCCGGACCCCAGAGCUGCGCCUCUCCGGAAGGCUCCGUGACUAUGGUGUGACAGUGCCCUGCAGCACAGAUUUUCGGGGACGCUUCCUCUCCCACGUGGUGUCUGGCCCAGCAGCAGCCUCUGCAGGGAGUGUGGCAGUGGACAGGCCACCUGCACCACCCUCCCACUCAGCUCACCUCCGGGUGGCCCGCAGCCCCCUGCGCCGCCGCAAAGGAGCCACCCCACCGCCUGGCCGGAUGGGGCGCUACUCCCUGUACUUCAAUGUUACUGUUUUUGGGGAGGAACUGCACUUGCGCCUGCGGCCCAGCCGGCGGCUGGUGGUGCCCGGAGCCUCUGCAGAGUGGCAGGAGGACUUUCGGGAGCUCUUCCGACAGCCCUUGCGGCAAGAGUGUGUCUACACCGGGAGUGUCACAGGCAUGCCGGGGGCAGCUGUCGCCAUCAGCAACUGUGAUGGAUUGGCGGGCCUCAUCCGUACAGAUGUCACCGACUACUUCAUUGAGCCCCUAGAGCGGGGGCAGCAGGACAAGGAGGCGAGCGGGAGGACACACGUGGUGUACCGUCGGGAAGUCGCCCAGCAGGAGUGGGCAGAGCCUGGAGGGGACCUUCACAACGAAGCCUUUGGCCUGAGUGACCUUCCCAACCUGCUGGGCCUGGUGGGGGGCCAGCUGGGAGAAGUGGAGCGGAAGCGGCGACAUGCCAAGCCGGGCAGCUACAGCAUCGAGGUGCUGCUGGCAGUGGACGACUCAGUGGUACGCUUCCACGGCAAGGAGCACGUACAGAACUACGUCCUCACUCUCAUGAACAUCGUGAAUGAAAUUUACCAUGACGAGUCCCUGGGGGCUCACAUUAACAUUGCCCUUGUCCGCUUGAUCAUGGUGGGCUACCGACAGUCCCUGAGCCUGAUUGAGCGUGGGAACCCCUCUCGCAGCCUGGAGCAGGUGUGUCGCUGGGCACACUCCCAGCAGCGCCAGGACCCCGGCCAUGCAGAGCACCACGACCACGUCAUCUUCCUCACCCGGCAGGACUUCGGGCCCUCAGGUAGGCCAGGGUAUGCACCUGUCACUGGCAUGUGCCACCCCCUGAGAAGCUGUGCCCUUAACCAUGAGGAUGGCUUCUCGUCAGCCUUCGUGGUGGCCCAUGAAACUGGUCACGUGCUCGGCAUGGAACACGACGGUCAGGGGAACGGCUGUGCGGAUGAGACCAGCCUGGGCAGCGUCAUGGCGCCCCUGGUGCAGGCCGCCUUCCACCGCUUCCACUGGUCCCGCUGCAGCAAGCUGGAGCUCAGCCGCUACCUCCCCUCCUACGACUGCCUCCUUGAUGACCCCUUUGCACCUGCCUGGCCCCAGCCCCCGGAGCUUCCUGGCAUUGACUACUCCCUGGACGAGCAGUGCCGCUUUGACUUCGGCACCGGGUACCAUACCUGCUCCGCGUUCACGACCUUUGAGCCCUGCAAGCAGCUGUGGUGCAGCCACCCUGACAACCCGUACUUCUGCAAGACCAAGAAGGGGCCCCCGCUGGACGGCACCGAGUGUGCGCCAGGCAAGUGGUGCUUCAAAGGUCACUGUAUCUGGAAGUCACCAGAGCAGACUUACGGCCAGGAUGGUGGCUGGAGCUCCUGGACCAACUUCGGGUCAUGUUCACGGUCAUGUGGGGGCGGAGUGCGAUCCCGUAGCCGAAACUGUGACAAUCCCUUCCCAGCCUACGGAGGCCGCCCGUGCUCCGGGCCCAUGUUCCAGUACCAGGUCUGCAACAGUGAGGAGUGUCCGGGGCCCUACGAGGACUUCCGGGCCCAGCAGUGUGCCAAGCGCAACUCCUACUACAUCCAUCAGAACACCAAGCACAGCUGGGUCCCCCACGAGCCUGAUGACGACACUCAGAAGUGCGAGCUGAUCUGCAGGUCAGAGGACACAGGGGAUGUGGUCUUCAUGAACCAGGUGGUCCAUGAUGGGACACGCUGCAGCUACCGGGACCCCUACAGCGUCUGUGCCCGCGGCGAGUGUGUGCCCGUCGGCUGUGACAAAGAGGUGGGGUCCAUGAAGGCAGAUGACAAGUGUGGCGUCUGUGGUGGUGACAACUCCCACUGCCGGACUGUGAAGGGGACUCUGGGCAAGGCCUCCAAGCAGUCAGGGGCUCUCAAACUGGUACAGAUCCCUGCGGGUGCCCGGCACAUCCAGAUUGAAGAGCUGGAGAAGGCCCCCCACCGCAUUGCGGUGAAGAACCAGGUCACAGGCAGCUUCAUCUUCAACCCCAAGGGCAAGGAAGCCACUAGCAAGACCUUCACCGCACUGGGCCUGGAGUGGGAGUAUGCGGUGGAGGAUGCUAAGGCGGGCCUCAAGACCGGCGGGCCCCUGCCCGAAGCCAUCGCUGUCCUGGUGCUCCCCCCGGCUGAGGGUGGCCCCCGCAGCAACCUGGCCUACAAGUACGUCAUCCACGAGGACCUGCUGCCCCUCAUCGGGAGCAACAAUGUUCUCCUGGAGGAGACGGACACCUACGAGUGGGCACUCAAGAGCUGGGCCCCCUGCACCAAGGCCUGUGGAGGAGGUAUCCAGUUCACCAAAUACGGCUGUCGGCGCAGGCGAGACCACCACAUGGUACAGCGGCACCUGUGCGACCACAAGAAGAGGCCCAAGCCCAUCCGCCGGCGCUGCAACCAGCACCAGUGUCCCCAGCCUGAGUGGGUGAUGGAGGAGUGGGGCCCCUGCAGCCGGAGCUGUGGGAAGCUGGGGGUGCAGACGCGGGGAGUUCAGUGCCUGCUGCCCCUCUCCAACGGAACCCACAAGGCCAUGCCAGCCAAAGCCUGCCCUGGAGAUCGGCCCGAGGCUCGGCGGCCCUGUCUCCGAGUGCCUUGCCCAGCCCAGUGGCGGACGGGAGCCUGGUCCCAGUGCUCUGCCACCUGCGGAGAGGGCGUCCAGCAGCGGCAGGUGGUGUGCCGGACCAAUGCCAACAGUCUCGGGCAGUGCGAGGGGGACAAGCCGGACACCAUCCAGGUCUGCAGCCUGCCUGCCUGCAGAGGCAGUCUCCAGAACUCCACAAUGGGGGCUGACGUCCGGGAACUUGUGACCCCAGAGGGCCAGUGGAUGCCACAGUCUGGGCCGCUACAUCCUGUUAACAAGAUACCAUCAACAGAGCCCUGCGUGGAGGACAGGUCCAUUCUCUGUCAGAUGGAAAUGCAGGACCGCUACUGCGCCAUCCCUGGCUACCACCGGCUGUGCUGUAAGUCCUGUACCAAGAAAGCCUCGGGCCCCGACGCCAGCCCUGGCCCCAGCCUGGCUGCACCACCGCCCUCCUCCACUCGGGGGAGCCCGUCCCCAGAAGCCACAGCCCCUCCAGAUGCUGUGGAGCCCACUGUGGGGCCAACGGACUCAGACAACCAUCUGCAUGGUCGACCUACGCAGCUCCCGGGACCCCUAGGCACAAGCUCCCCAGUGACCCAGCGCCGCUUAACUCCCCAGAAACUGAGCCCUGGAACAUUCCGGGGUACUUCCCCUAGCGCCACCCAGUGGCUGCCUUGGGGCUGGACCACUGGCCCACCUCUGCCAGCCUCUGAGGAUAAAGGGCAGCUCAGGGAAGACCUGAAACAUCCUGGCACCAGCCUCCCUGACACCUCCCCUGUGACAUGA